UCGAGACAUUGAUUCAAGAAAGUGUUUCUUGAACAAGUUUAUUGAUAAAUAAUAAGAUUUACUUUUUGAAGAUGAGUUAUCCACCGCCCUACGGACCGCCAUACGGUCAACCAGGAUGGCAGCCGCCUCCCAAUCCCUAUCCAUAUCCCCCUCCAGAUUACGGGCAAGUCACUCAACCACAACCUCCUAUGCCGAUCUACAUUCCUGGUACAGUGAUGGUACCGGUUCCUGUGGUGCCACCACAGAUGCCCCAAAUGCCACAACCAGAGCCGAGCCAACCCUCAUACGUCACUAACUACAUCUACCAUGGACAAACGUCAGGGGCAGAACAGGUCCAGAUAUCAGAAUCCGCCGGAGAUUUCGACUGGGUGCCAUCGACUUCAACUACUGCAAGUCAUCUAACCGGCAGAGCGGUAGUGGGAGGCAGGGAAGGUUGGGAUGGAAGCCCUUUAUGGGUGAUAAGAUCUUGGCAUAACGGUGAUUUGAUACCUGGGAAACUCUCAGUGAGACACAAUUCUGCAUCAGUGAUGUUUAAUGGCAAGGAGAUUCCGGUCCAAAAUAUUGAGGUACUUUGUGCCCGGCCAGAUAAAUUGAGAUGGGUGCCUUCUUCGAAUGGAAAUGUUCCACCUGGAGCUAUAAUCGGAGGAAAGACAUCGACUGGAGAAACUCUGUACGUCGGCAGAGCAAGACACCAGCUGUCUAUUACACCUGGCAAAGUACAUCCGACACACAAAACCUGUUAUAUUGGAUUUGGGGGCGCUGAAGUUGCUUAUAACAUAUAUGAUGUACUUUGCAGGCUUUGAAAUUGAGUAUAGUAAUGAUAUUAUUAUAAGUAUGAAAAUUAAUUUUUGUUUGCGAGACUUUAUGAAGAAUUUACUGUUCAAUGUUAUUAUAUAGUGUGUAAAAUGAUUAUUUAAUUUUAUAGUGUUAUAUGUAAUAAAUAUAUAUACUUUAUGUUGUUCAAUA
This is a messenger RNA of Melitaea cinxia (Glanville fritillary), 966 nucleotides long. RefSeq lists its product as uncharacterized. The transcript has a single exon. Lineage: Eukaryota; Metazoa; Arthropoda; Insecta; Lepidoptera; Nymphalidae. The record is from RefSeq and is a predicted model, not a curated record. Bases 72 to 803 code for a protein of 243 amino acids.